Molecule: messenger RNA, 283 nt
Organism: Staurois parvus
Lineage: Eukaryota; Metazoa; Chordata; Amphibia; Anura; Ranidae
Source: the annotation of a GenBank genome assembly
CAGUCAUGUGAUCAGCUGUGUCCAAUCACAGCUGAUCACAUGGGGCAUGUACACUAAUCAUCAGGACACUGAUGAUCAGUGUGCCCUGAAGAUCAGUGUAGACCCAGCAGUGCCACCUGUCAAAGUCCAUCAGUGCCAGCUGUCAGUGCCUAUCAGUGCCACAUCAAUGCCACAUAUCAGUGCAUACCAGUGCACAUCAAUGCCACAUAUCUGUGCUGCCUUUCAGUGUCAUCCAUCAGUGCCAGCCAGUGCCACCUAUCAAUGCCAAUCAGUGCCACCUAUC